Molecule: messenger RNA, 1656 nt
Organism: Aegilops tauschii subsp. strangulata
Lineage: Eukaryota; Viridiplantae; Streptophyta; Magnoliopsida; Poales; Poaceae
Source: RefSeq, a predicted model, not a curated record
AUGGCGCACCACAUCGCCAGAGACAUGGCCUACUCCGCCAUAGGUGGUAGCUCCGGCGAGGGUUCGGCUGUUCCCCGGCGGACGACUUCAGCUCCGGCGAGCGCCUUCGAUCUCAGGCGACAAAGUUCUGCUACGCGCAUGUACCGAGAUCCUCCAAUUGUUUUCUCUGAUGCUCCUCCGGCUGGAUCCGCUGCAAAUUGGGACAAGGCAAUGGAAACAGCAAUAAAAGAUGUCUUCCCAAACACAGUGCAUAGGUGCUGCAAAUGGCACGUCCAGCGAAAAGCAAGGGAAAAGUUGGGUAGGAUCCUGAGCAUGGAUGAAAAUUUUGAGCAGGUUUUCUAUGGGGUUAUCAAUGAUUCGGAGACGGUGGAUGAGUUCGAGGAGAAUUGGCAGCAUAUGCUGCAUUGCUUUGAAUUGGUUGACAACAGACAUCUAAGCAACAUGUGGCGUAAGCGAGAGACAUGGGCUCCAGCAUACUUCCGAAAGAACUUCUUCCCAUUUACAAGCACUACAGGGCGGUCUGAGGGUCUCAACUCCUACUUCAAGACAUUUGUCAACCCUCAAGACUCUGUCUGGAGAUUUGUACAACAAUAUGAGGUGCUUCAAGAAACAAUGUUGGACCGUGAAGACAAUCAAGCUUUCAUAGGCCACGCAACAACUGCGCCACUUUACUCAAGGUACAACUUUGAGCGCCAAGCAGUUCACUUCUAUACCCGAAGCGUGUUUCUCAAGUUUCAAAAAGAGGUCAUGGCAUCAACAGGCUUCAUCAUGAACCUGGCCCCUGCUCUUGACAAUGCAAGCGUGAGGUUUGAGCUGCACUCAAAUUACUUUGAGAACCCCCGAAUAUUUUCAGUGAAUGUUGUGUUGGCAGAGGAGAAGUUUGAAUGCAGCUGCAACUGUUUUGAGAUGAAUGGGAUUAUUUGUGCACACAUCAUAAGGGUAAUGGUGCAUCUCAAUGUCCAAAAAAUUCCACAAAGAUACAUGCUAGAGAGGUGGUCAGAAGCUGCGACAACGGCAAUGAGCGGUGGUGGAUGUCUCCUAGAUUUUGGGCACCCUGCAACCAACACUCUCAAGUACAACGCCUUGUGCAGAAAGUAUACAUGGUUGGCUUCACAAGCUUGCAGCAAUGAUCUUGCCUACAAAAUAAUGAAUGAUGCAGCUCACCAACUUGAGCCCCUCAUAGCUGCAGCAAAGCAAGGGGCGCUCCCAGAACAGCAGGAAGCAAAUCAGCCGCAAGCAAUGCAACAGCAACAACAAACCCCCGAGCCAACCACUGUGCCGCAACCUGAUGGCGAUGCCAUGCUUCAGAACCCCGCACGUGUUCCAAAAAAAGGGCGUCUGACUGAAAAAUCAAAGAGGAGAAAGACUCUGCUUGAGCAACGAGAAGAUGCACAUAAGAAUAAAGCUAAGAAAGAUGAAAAGAAGCAAACCAAGCCCAGAGGAAAACCUGGACCAAAGAAGAAAGCGCCUCCUUGUUCGUACUGCAACGAAGAAGGUCACGGUGUCCAAACAUGCCAGUACUUGAAGGCUGUAAUGGGGGUCAAAAAAUGUCCCUACUGUGAAGAGCAAGGUCAUGCUGUGCAAGAAUGUCCCUACCUAAAAGCUGCAAUGAAGACAGAUGCUAGCAUGGCUAGAGCAACAGAGCUUAGGCUGUGA